Molecule: messenger RNA, 1568 nt
Organism: Schistosoma turkestanicum
Lineage: Eukaryota; Metazoa; Platyhelminthes; Trematoda; Strigeidida; Schistosomatidae
Source: the annotation of a GenBank genome assembly
AGUGCCUAAAGACGUAUGUUAUUUCUGUAUUACAAGAUCGAGUUGAUGUUAAUUGUGCUUGUCCAAGUUAUCCUUGUAGUCAAAGUGGCCAGUUGACUGACUCAGAGAUAAGAGAAUUACUACCUUCUGAUGUUUACGAACGAUUUUCCAUAAAGAAGCUUCAGCGAGGUUAGUUUGUUAUCCAUUUUCUCAACUGAAACAUAAAUAUUAAGAAAUUGAACAGAAUGUGAACCUAACAUUUUGCCCAGCAGUAAAUUGUGGUGCUGUUUGUCAAGUUCCUUCUAGUUUAAAAGUGCCCAUGCCAAAUGGAUUAAAUCCACCCACCAAAAAUAAUGGGCAUUUUCUGGAACGCUUUACUAGAUGGUACAGAAGAUAUCUUUGCAGUUCACCAGAAGAUACCACUCACAUUUCUCCUAGUACCAAAGGUGCGCGUUUUCGUGUCGAUCACACCUUGAAGAUUCAAAACGACACAAAUUACAAGUCUAGUGGUAAUUUUGUAAAUGAAAACAACGAAGAUUGUGUAAAGAUAACUACCAGUAAACCUGUGGAAGCUAAAGAUUUAACCCAUAUACCCGAAAAGCAGAAGGUGAUGUGUCAUGUGAGCCCUGGUCGCCCAGCUGUACGUGUCGUAUGUAAACAGUGCUCCCAUGAAUUUUGCGCUCGAUGUCAUUUAAACUGGCACAUUGGAGUUGGACCUUAUGUAUGUGAAGAAUAUCCUCGUACUGUUGUGAAAGGAAAUAAAAUUUUAAAUACUCAAUCUCCAAGUCAACAAAAUUUACUUGAAAUUUCGGAGAAAAGUGUGAAUACCCCUAAUCAUGUUAAUUUUCAUCCAGACCCAGAUUCUAUUACAUUUGAUGAACACAAUCCACAGAUUAUAACGCAAGAUCCAGAACUCACUAAGUUAUCAUCCUUAAGAAAACAGCCAGGAAAAAAUAGACUAAAUAAAAUCUCUCUUCGGCGAUCCAAAAGAAAACGAAAUGAUUAUUUACAGAGUCAUAUUGGUGUUCAUCUUCCCAAUCCAGAGGUCAAUGAUACAAUUGAUGUCUCCGUUCUAGCUGUUGGGUUUCCUCCAUAUUCUCCUGAUGACUGGCUGAAGCGUUGUCCUGCUUGUCUAGUUCCUAUUGAACGUAUCGAAGGUUGUGCUCAAAUGAUGUGUCGGUCAUGCAAACAUACUUUUUGCUGGUAUUGUUUGACUUCAUUAGAUGAUGACUUCCUUCUCCAACAUUAUGAUGACGGGGCGUGUAAAGGAAAACUUGGUCAUUCUCGUGCAUCAGUAAUUGGUCAUCGAGUUUAUAAAUUCUUAGUUUUGAUUCAUCAUCGAUCAGGAAGUUAUGUAUAGUUCAUAAUCGUUUUCUUUUUUCGUCGUUUACACAAUUCAAUAAUCAAUGAUCUUGUCAAUUUCUUUUUGUGUGUGUAUACUUAGUAUACGGAAAAAAAAGUAGGAAAGAAAACAUAUCUCAACGUCUACAUUGUUUUAUUCCUUGCUACCUUAUAUAAUUAAUAUCCAUAGUAGUAAUAUCUGUUUGUUUACUUAUUGUUCAAUUUUCUAUAUUGUUAAAAUAAUAUCC